Molecule: messenger RNA, 312 nt
Organism: Lactuca virosa
Lineage: Eukaryota; Viridiplantae; Streptophyta; Magnoliopsida; Asterales; Asteraceae
Source: the annotation of a GenBank genome assembly
AUGACAAUAUCACCUCCCUAUAUGUAUUCCCUCAUCCUCCUCGUAUUGGAAUCAAAUCACAGCCCUUCCUCCGACAUGGCGAGCAAACCCGGUAACAACGACGCAAGCUCCAACGAUGUCAAGGCUAAGCAUAUGUUCACCGGUGUUUUGCAAUCGAUAACAUCUAUGCUGCUUCUCUAUGCUAAGCAAACGAUUAUAGCUUCGAAAAAGUUGAACAACAAUACAAAGAUCUAUCUGGGGAUGCCGAAGAAACUAAUUUCCUCCAUAAGCAACAAAGCUAUCAAGUUGCGCCACCGGAUGAAGAGAACAUGA